AUGCCCUCUCUUCGCGCGCUCACCUCUCUGCUCCUGCUGGCCUGCUCAGCUCUCGGCGCGCUGCCCCCGCCCCCCCCACCUCCACCCUCUCCACCACCGUUCGGCAUCGUCCCCCCGUCUCGGCAGGGGACUCCGCAUCCCUUUGCGACGGGUACCGUUCCCAACACAAACGCCAUCGCCAUCGCACAGACCGUGCCGAAGGUCCAUCAAAAGAGCGGCCCGAGUGCCGCUGCGGUGCCGAACGCGCAGGGCAUCGUGCCGCCGACGGUGGUCACGGCCAUGGACGGGAAGGUGAUGAACCCGAACACAACUGUGGCGGCAGUGGCUGGGUCGACUAUCGACGCGGCCGGCAUUGCGAAGCGCGACGCAACGAAGGACUUCACGAAGCUGUUUGACGGCCUCCCCGCGGACCAGCACGACGGCGCUAUCGAGGGCACAGCAUACCUGACCUACACGCUUGUUCCGAACAGCACCUACAAUGUCGCCGCUUGCCUAGCGUGGUGCGAGACUGUUGACGGAUGCGUAUUUGUCAACCUCUUCUACGAGUUCAAUAACUUCCUACUGGACUUUGUAUUCUCGGAGAAAUCGAACCUCAAGUGCGCGGCCUACGGAGAUAUUCACAAUGCCACCGAAAAGACGAACUUCGGCGGCCAGCCGUCGUAUCCCCAGGUUGGAAAUGAGACUGUACCCCUCACAUUUAUCACACAGAGCAGCGGCUAUGCCGCAAACGCGCUUGUCAACCCGGCCACUCCGGACGGUUAUGAAUUCGUGUUCGGGCCGACAAACGGGGCAAAUAACGCACCAGGCUACAUGGGCUUCGCCUUCAUCGAUCGGUAUGAUGUCACCGCAUGUGCACAGCUCUGCAACGGCCGCGGCGUGGAUCCCGUCGGCGGAGGAUGUUCUUACUUCAACAUCUGGCGUGCUCUCGUCGACGGCGUGCCGACGACAUAUACUUGUGCCAUGUAUUACCUCGCAAGCAAUGCCUCGACGGCCGUUAACACCGGCCAGGGCUCGCUCGCCGUGACAUUCUCCCGCGGAUACGCACGUAAGAACCUUGUCAUCGACGGCGGCUUCGAGGGCUUCGCGGCCUGUGCCGCGACGUCAUUCUGCUUCGCGCAGUCGUACGUGAACUGGAUCGGCAGCUCCUUCGUCAACGGCACGGUCGGCCAUCAGGACACGACUGUCUUCCGCUUCGCGCCGUACGCGCACUUCGGCGUCGGGUCGGCCCUCUUCGGCGCGGCGGCCGGCGAUGAUGCGCAUGCCGGCGUGCUGACCCCGGCGCGCCGGUUGUGCACGCAGCCCGGCGCCAAGUACAUCAUUCAGAAUUUCUUCAUCAGCUCGUUCUCCGGCUCGGCCCUCGAAGCGCACGCAAAGGUAGAUGUGCUGUGGAACGGAAAACGCGUCGGCGGCACGAGCGGCUUCGUGCAGGACUACACGUUUUUCCAGAGCGACAUCGUGGUCGGCACGGGCAGCGACGCCUUGUCCUUCGUUGGGGGAGCAGCACCGGCCUGGACCUUCCUGGAUGAUGUGAAGGUGUUUAAGGUUUAA
Molecule: messenger RNA, 1548 nt
Organism: Mycena indigotica
Lineage: Eukaryota; Fungi; Basidiomycota; Agaricomycetes; Agaricales; Mycenaceae
Exons: 6
Coding region: 1-1548 (515 amino acids)
Source: RefSeq, a predicted model, not a curated record